Messenger RNA from Debaryomyces hansenii CBS767, 1482 nucleotides. Its product is annotated as aspartyl aminopeptidase. The record is from RefSeq and is a predicted model, not a curated record. Gene Ontology annotation, cellular component: fungal-type vacuole. The coding region runs from base 1 to 1482 and encodes 493 amino acids. The transcript has a single exon. Lineage: Eukaryota; Fungi; Ascomycota; Pichiomycetes; Serinales; Debaryomycetaceae. Gene Ontology annotation, molecular function: zinc ion binding; metalloaminopeptidase activity. Gene Ontology annotation, biological process: proteolysis.
AUGGCAGAUACAAGAGCAUUAGAGAAAGCGCAGGAGUUUGUUAACUUCGUCAAUAAUUCACCAACACCAUAUCAUGCAGUAGAUACAGUAAAAGUCGGUUUGCGUAAUGCUGGAUUCAAGGAGAUCCAGGAAAGAUCCAACUGGAAAGAAGCUCAAUUGAAGAAAGGAGGGAAAUAUUUUGUUACCAGGAACGGAUCUUCGUUGAUUGGGUUUACAAUUGGAGACAAAUUUGCCAAUGGAAACGGGAUUUCUAUCGUCGGAGCGCAUACCGAUUCACCAUGUCUUAGAAUCAAGCCAAUUUCCAAAAAAAAUAGUGAAGGAUUUAUUCAGGUUGGGGUUGAGCAAUACGGUGGACUCAUUGCCCACUCGUGGUUUGACAGAGAUUUGUCGAUUGCGGGAAGGGUCUAUGUUAACGACACUAAAACCGGUCAGUAUGUUCCAAAAUUGAUCAAGAUCGAUAAACCUCUUUUAAGAAUUCCUACGCUAGCUAUCCAUUUGCACCGAGAAGUAAAUACCAAGUUCGAAUUUAACAAGGAGACCAAGUUGGUACCUAUUGCGGGGCAAGUGGCAUUGGACAAAAACGAAGCUGAAAGUACUAAGGACUCGAAGAGCUGUGCAGACGACCCAGAUUUACAGUUAUCUCCAGAACAAUUUGAAUCGGUUCAGUCGGUGAUCCAAAGACACAACAAGUCGUUGAUCGAGUUAAUUGCAAAAGAAUGUGAUGUUGAACCCAUCCAAAUCGAAGAUUUUGAAUUAGUGUUGUUUGACCACCAGAAACCUACUCUUGGAGGAUUGAACGACGAGUUUAUUUUUUCCCCAAGAUUAGACAACUUGACUUCGUGUUACUGUGCUAUGGACGGAUUGAUCAGAUCGGGAGAAAAUUUGUCAGAGCAAAAAGGUAUUCAAUUAAUCUCUCUAUUUGACCAUGAGGAAAUCGGGUCGAUGUCUGCCCAGGGCGCAGACUCUACCUUCUUGCCCGAUAUAAUUCAAAGAUUGACCAAGAUUGAUUUCAGUAACCUGGCUGAUAAAGGUGUGUCAGUUGAGUACUUCCAUGAAACGAUGUCAAGAUCCUUCUUAUUAUCCUCUGAUAUGGCCCAUGGUGUGCACCCAAAUUAUGGUGAAUUCUACGAGGGUCAAAACAGACCUCAAAUUAACUUGGGUCCUGUUAUUAAAAUUAAUGCCAAUCAAAGAUAUGCAACUAAUUCGCCUGGUAUUGUCUUGCUAAAGAAGUGCGCAACAUUGGCGAAAGUUCCCUUACAAUUAUUUGUUGUCAGAAAUGAUUCACCUUGUGGAUCGACGAUUGGUCCUAUUCUUGCCGCAAAGUUGGGUAUCAGGACCUUAGAUUUGGGUAAUCCUCAAUUAUCAAUGCAUUCGAUUAGAGAAACGGGUGGAACAUACGAUGUUGUUAGAUUAUGCGAUUUAUUUGUCUCUUUCUUCGAAAAUUAUACUGAUAUUGACAGCAAGAUAUUAUGCAAUAUAUAG